Molecule: messenger RNA, 1158 nt
Organism: Teleopsis dalmanni
Lineage: Eukaryota; Metazoa; Arthropoda; Insecta; Diptera; Diopsidae
Product: contactin-1a
Exons: 5
Coding region: 1-1095 (364 amino acids)
Molecular function (GO): protein binding
Source: RefSeq, a predicted model, not a curated record
AUGUGGGUUAAAGAAAACGGCAAUAACAGCACAAUUUUUCAGACCGGAAAAUAUUUGGUGCUUACUAAUGUAUCAUCUGCAGACCGUGGUCUCUAUGUAUGCUUCGCUUCCGUGCCUCCUCGCAAUGCCACAGACAUAGCCUUAGAAAUUGUUAAUAGCACAAAAACCGAUGUAGCAAUUAGAGUAGAAUUAUAUUCGAAUAAUAGCGUAUUUAGUAAUAGUGAUACUAGUGUAGAAACAAAUGUAGACUUAUUAAAAACGACAACACCAACAAUACCAGCAAUACCAGCAACACCAAAAAAUGUUAAAUUAUUGCAAACUGAAACUCUAACAAAAUUGUCCUCAUCCUCCUCCUCCUCCUUGGCACCUCACACUAUUGCAAACAGUAGCAGUAGUACAACUAAUUCCACCUUACCAACGCUUAACGAAGAAGAAGAGCAAGAAUAUCAAGCAAUACUUAAAGUCAAUCUAACUGUACGUACACCACCUGGUCCAGUAUCACAACUCUAUUUUAAAGCAUCCACUAUUUUGGGUUUUCUCAUUUGGCGUUUCAAUAAAACCGCCGCUGGUGGGUAUCCAGUCCGUAGUUUCACAGCAGAGUAUCGUAAUGUUUCCUAUGUUCAAACGCCAUAUAACAGCUCUUUCGAACAUGCAUGGAUACGUAUGGAUCCUAUAAACAUUGCCCCAAAUGUGCGUCAAAUGGAAGUGUAUCAUCUUGAACCCAACACCACCUAUGAAUUUCGAAUAUGGGCAAACAAUGUAUUGGGAAGCGGUGAAGUGGUAACAACCAAUGUAACAACGCUACCAGAAACCAAGGAAGAAGAAUUGCUUAAAUCUUUGGCUUCUCUGAUAUAUAAAGCAGUUGAAGAUGGCUGGGAUAGCAUUGAGCUAAUACCGAACAUUAUACUAAACCCUGGCUUUUGCGAGUCCACAGCGAACGGUGGCCAGGCAGGUCCAUAUACACGUACAAUAAUCUUCGGUGAGGAUGAUGACAGUGACGAUUAUGAUAGCGAAUCUGAUCAUGAGCCCACAAUGGAGAAAUUCAAACGAAAGGUAUCAGUAUUUUUUACAGGUCCCACCAUUAAACGUAUUUGAGAGUACAACCACAAAAAAACUAUACAUUAUAUUUUGAAUUUAAUUUGUUUCUGAGAUUUUAAA